GCCUGUUAUGUCAAUUUACUAGGACAUGAGCAUUGGUCCAACUUACUGGAACUUUAUGUAAUGAAAAAAACAAAAACAGACUAAGAAAACGAGGAUGUUUGGAAUUGACAUGCUGGCAGCUGCACCCUGUCACCUGGCAGCCAUACUGAUCAUGACCACCUGCUGUGGCCCAGUCUCGCCCCUGCACGGACCACCGGCGACUACGGGCUCAGCCUUCUCGGCCACGCGCACCGACAGCAUAGUCGGCGGCAAGCAGAGCGUGGUGACUUUCAACAAACUGUCUGUCAACAUCGGAAGGGAUUUCAACCCGGACAGCGGCUACUUUCGCUGCCGCGUCCCGGGAGCCUACUAUUUCUCCUUCUCCGUGGGGAAAUUCCCCAAGAAAUUGCUGUCUGUCAUCCUGGUGAAGAACGGGCUGGAGGUGCAGGCCAUAGCGUAUGAUGACUACCGCAGGAAGGGCCGGAAAGUUGAAAGUCAGAGUGUCAUGAUCCCGCUGGAGCAGAUGGACACAGUGUGGUUGCUGCUGCAGCGCAGUUCUCAGUAUGCUCUGUACAGCAAUGCCGGGCCUUACAUCACCUUCUCGGGUUACCUCGUCUAUCCUGACGUUUCUUCCAGCACCUACAUCAGCAACCACCUGACUCCUCACUCCAACUGCCCCCCUCAGGCCGAGUCCUGGGCAGAGCAGCCACGAUCCGCCUUCUCGGUGGCACGGACUACCCCCGUUCUAGGUCAGAGCAGCAAGCAGAAGCACAAGUCACCUUUGACCUUUGAUGUGGAAUACGUCAACAUCGGGGGGCAUUUUAACGCAUCCUCCGGCAGGUUCACAUGCCGCUUCCCGGGGGCGUACUAUUUUGCUUUCACAGUGGGGAAACACCCUCGCAAGGCCGUUUCUGUGAAGCUGAUGACCGGGACGGGCCAGGUGCAGGCCAUGGUGUUUGACGAGGACACGUCCAAGAGGCGGGAAAUGCAGAGUCAGAGCUUGCUGCUGUCCCUUCGCCAGGGCGACACCGUGUGGCUGUACAGUCAGCAGAACGAGCGCUAUGCGGUGUACAGCAACCAGGGCAGGUACAUCACCUUCUCUGGCUUCUUGGUCUAUCCUGCAGCCUCUCACUCAUACCACUAACACGGACUUAGAAGUGGUAUACACUUAAUGGGGACUUUUCCUGCAUAGAGAAGUGUAUAAACAUAAAGUGUUUACUUUUUUUUUUUUUUUUUUUUACAAACCAAAGAUCAUUUUAUGUGUCUGGUGCAUUGUCGUGUAUGUCCACAAGGUGGUAAUCUGACACAAGUAAUCGCAGAAGUUUACAUAUGCCAUGUUUAACAACAUGUUUAAAGGACAGGGGUGUCCAAACAGAUGCAUUGUAAUUAAUUAUAGAAAAAAAAUAUAAUUUGGAAAAAUAGAGCAUAAAGGCACAUUGUAAAGACAACACGCUGAAAUGUUGAUAUUAGUAGAACUAAAAAUAACACAAAUAUUUGUCUUUAAAUAUAUACGAUAUAGAUACAAUAUUAUGUUUUUUUUUUAGCCAUUUAAUAAAAAUAUGCAUCAUAACAAAAAGGGUAAUAUUAAAAAAAAAUGGAUGGAUGCUGAUAGUCCAACUCAUACUGACUGGUAUACACAAGCUAUGGAGAUGAUAUCAGUAGAAAAAACUGCAUUUAGUUUAAAUAAUAAUUAGUCAUAUAUUGGAAUAUGGGAUCCAUUAUUUAAAUUUGUUUUAACUAUUAAAUGAACCUAAAAUCUUAUUUUAUCUUUGUGGAACAUAUUGAACACAAUGUGUUGUCAAAUUUAUGAGAUGCGAUGCAAGUGUAAGCCACUCUGACACUAUUGUUCAUUUCUUAAAUGUUUUUAUAAUAUAAAUGAGGGAUUUCUAAUCACUGCUAUGUUGGAGUUAUCAUUAAUAUUGAUACUGUUGUUGAUAUCAUUCAUUUUUUGUUUGACUACUUUUGGAUUGUUUUGUGUCAUGUUUGUGUGUCCUCUCAAUUGUUCUGUUGAUUGCUAUUCUGAAUGUUGCUGGGAUGGGUUUGGUUGUGGAAUUGGAACUGUAUUAUUAUGGUAUUAUUGUGUAUCAUUUGGUUGGACCGAUUAAUAAAAAUGAAAAAAUAAAUACAAAGAUAAAAAAAUAAAAAUGGAAUUAAUACAGUAGUACCUUAUCUUGCGACCUUAAUUGGUUUUGUGAUGGAGCUCUUAACUCAAAACACUUGUAAGUCAAAUUAACGUCUCAUAUUGAAAUCAAUUUAAUUGAUGCUUGUCCCACCUUCCAAUUUUU
Molecule: messenger RNA, 2264 nt
Organism: Nerophis lumbriciformis (worm pipefish)
Lineage: Eukaryota; Metazoa; Chordata; Actinopteri; Syngnathiformes; Syngnathidae
Gene: c1qtnf13
Product: C1q and TNF related 13
Molecular function (GO): protein binding
Source: RefSeq, a predicted model, not a curated record